This is a messenger RNA of Castor canadensis (American beaver), 2274 nucleotides long. Lineage: Eukaryota; Metazoa; Chordata; Mammalia; Rodentia; Castoridae. The record is from RefSeq and is a predicted model, not a curated record.
AUGGAGCAGGGCUACCUGAGUGUACCUGCAGAUCCAGAGUCCCAGAGGAAGAGGACGGUACAGAACGUCCUGGACCUUCGACAGAAUCUGGAAGAGACCAUGUCCAGCCUGCGAGGCUCCCAGGUGACUCACAGCUCCCUGGAGAUGACCUGCUAUGACAGCGAUGACGCCAACCCUCGCAGUGUGUCCAGCCUCUCCAACCGCUCCUCCCCUCUCUCUUGGCGCUAUGGCCAGUCCAGCCCAAGGCUGCAGGCUGGUGAUGCGCCCUCGGUGGGUGGAAGCUGCCGUUCGGAGGGGCCACCCGCCUGGUACAUGCAUGGGGAGCGAGUCCACUACUCCCACACCAUGCCCAUGCGAAGCCCCAGCAAGCUCAGCCACAUCUCCCGCCUGGAGCUGGUCGAGUCCCUGGACUCAGAUGAGGUGGACCUCAAGUCUGGCUAUAUGAGCGACAGUGACCUCAUGGGCAAGACCAUGACAGAGGAUGAUGACAUCACUACUGGGUGAGCACAGGGGCCCUUGGGUAUCUGGGGCAAGAGGCUGGGAGGACAGUGGAAAACAGUAAUGUGGAACACCUUGAAAGUGGGAGUUAAAUUCCAAAUGAAUAUGACAAAAGGGAUUUGUGUAUAGUUUCUGACUGUCUCUGCAUCUGGUGUGAUGUGUUCUAGACUUGGCUAUAGUGGGUGGAGCCACAUCUGAAGAGUUACUUGGUCAAUGAAGGUACCUUUCUCUCAUUGGCCUCUGUGGCUGUCAUUCUGUGAUAUGCCCAAAAAUGGCUAAAGAGCCUUGGAAAACCAUUUCAGUCACAGUUCCUUUGUGACUUCCUCUUCCUCUGUGCUUCCCCAUUUGCAAAAAGAGGUUAAUAUACCAUAUCCUACUGAGGUUGAUAAUACCAUAUCUUGCCUGCUGUGAUGAGCAAAUGAGAGUGAGUUGAUGAAAGUGCAAAUCAAACAGAAAGUGGGGUGAUAUCUUUGCUCUCUCUGCCAGGGGUUCCCAUUAUGCUGGUCUCUAAUCUUGCCCCACUGGCCCCUGGUCUCUACUCCUUGGGUUACUGCUUUUGCAAACGUUCUACCACUAACACAAUGUCCUCAUCUCUACCCCCAGUCUAUUGGACCCUUCUUUCCUGCCCUUUGCCCCACAGGGACCCUCACCUUCUGCUGUAGUUGAAGAUAUUGGGCCUGUGGAGAUAACUUGGACAGAAGUGGCAGUCUGGGAAAUAAGGGGAGAUGAUAGGAAGAAAGAACUGUUAGAGGCUCUGUGGGUCCUGGCAACUGUUUUAAACCCUGAGACCAGAGAACCACAGUGGUUCUGGAAGCUUCUCUGGGAUGUCUCUCUGCUGACUGCCACAUCCAUCUUCUUUCUUGGUUGAUUGGGACCCCUAAGGGCCCACACAAGAAGCAGCAGCACCCCUCCCUACCUCUCAGGGUCUUAUAGACUACUACCAGGGACUGCCCCUCCCCAGUAAAAAUCUCUGGCUUGAGGAAAGCAGUCUCUUGAAAAAGACUGCAAGCCAAGCUCCAGGCCAUCCCACCCCACCCCUGAGGAUAAACUUGGCGGGGUCUGGUCAAGUCCUGUCCAGCUGAUGAGGCUGCUCUGGAGCAAAACCAACUGACGCAUGAAUGGGUUGUUUACUGACUGGUUAAUCCCAGGGGCAGCCCAACCUCACGCUCAGAUCCGCCAGCCUGGAGCUGGAACCAGAGACAAGCCAUCCAGCACACAGGCACUGAGCAGCUGCUGUGGUCAGAGCCCUGUGCAGGACAGGAGGGAGGGUGUCGGAGGAGUCCCUUAUAGCCUGUGCCCCAGGAAGCGCCUCUGAGGAGGUGUCAGGUCCCUGCCCCUUGAGAGUCCCAGCCAGACAAGGCAAGGGGAACUCCAAGAUCUGUGGGAUGGAAAAGUUCCCUGUGUGUUGGAGGGACCAUGGCCCCAGUUCUAGGGAGACCCUAGACUGGGGAACCUCCCCACUGCUCUGAGAGCCCCUCCCCUCACAAUGUCCUUGGCAGAAAAUUCCUCAAGUGUUGGAAGACAUGAGAUGCCUCCCCUGGAGGGGACCCACCCUGAGGAAGGCCACAGGACUUCUAGACUUAGCUAGCUGUGUGAACUUGGGCAAGGUAGUUGACUCCUCAGGCUUCAAUUUGUCUAUCUGCUAAAUGCAGAUGCUACUAGAACAAUCUCAGGGUCCUUGUGAGGAUUGACAGAAUUAAUAUGUAAAAAAGGGAGACUCUGGAGAGUCCCAGACCAUGCGGGAGGCAGUGCUCUUGCCCUCGGGGAGGGUAUAGU